AUGUCCGUAAUCGUCACCGUCAUAUACCCCAAGACCGAAACCUCAACUUUCGACUUGGAUUACUAUAUGAAGACACAUAUGCCACUUGUUCAGGAGAAAUGGGGUGCUCGUGGAUUGAAGAACUGGACUGUUAACAAGUUGGAUGAGAGCUCAGGAUACUCUGUGCAAGCAAUUCUGUGGUUCGAGAGCAAGGAGGGAUGGGCUGCGGCUGCAGCCGCGGAAGGACCAACUAUCAUGGGUGAUGUUCCAAACUUUAGCUCAGAGAAGCCUUUGCUUCUCGUUGGAGAAGAGGUCAAGAGAGUUGUUUAA
Molecule: messenger RNA, 309 nt
Organism: Botrytis porri
Lineage: Eukaryota; Fungi; Ascomycota; Leotiomycetes; Helotiales; Sclerotiniaceae
Exons: 2
Coding region: 1-309 (102 amino acids)
Molecular function (GO): oxidoreductase activity
Source: RefSeq, a predicted model, not a curated record